This is a messenger RNA of Aphanomyces astaci, 330 nucleotides long. RefSeq lists its product as hypothetical. The coding region runs from base 1 to 330 and encodes 109 amino acids. The transcript has a single exon. Lineage: Eukaryota; Oomycota; Saprolegniomycetes; Saprolegniales; Verrucalvaceae. The record is from RefSeq and is a predicted model, not a curated record.
AUGCUGAAGGUCAAGUCCAUCGCGGGACACAAAUUUGUCCCGGAUGUGAAAGACUUCAUGCUGGAAGUGCUUUGGGAAGGUUUUGAAGAUAUCGAGUCCUCAUGGGAACGGCUGCAGAAGCUCAUGCAUGAAUACCCGGCUGUGGUGAAGAUCUACGUUGAAGGCGUGAAGACAGCGAGCGAAGGCGAAGAAUUAGCGAGGCCCAAGUGUGUCCUGCGGGACAUGGCUUGGGGUGUGUGUUGUGGUGGGCGACUUAAGCCAAGUCCCGCCAUGACACAGGUGGUCCUCAACCGAGGCCACCAGGUGCCGACCCUUGGCGAACCGACAUGA